Messenger RNA from Pomacea canaliculata, 1308 nucleotides. Its product is annotated as glutathione-independent glyoxalase HSP31-like. The record is from RefSeq and is a predicted model, not a curated record. NCBI's taxonomy places the organism in Eukaryota, Metazoa, Mollusca, Gastropoda, Architaenioglossa, Ampullariidae.
GCACAGGUAUGGUGGACCUUCAAAUCCUGGAGAAACACCGACGAUGUCUGCAAACAUUCAGGUGUCUGGGCCUCGGGUAGAACUGACUGCAGUGUGCAGUGUGUUUGAACAGGGAACCAAGAAUGCAGCUAAGCAAGAAUGGAGUCACUGUUUGUAUAAUAUUCACGAUAGAUACAAAACAUAUAAUUGAAAUGAUUAAAUAGUAAAUAUUAUAUACAGAGAACAUUACUGCCAAACGCCAGCCUCAUUUGUGUCGGUUGGUCCGUCGGUGUGUUCUCCACCCGAGAGUAGCGAGAACUGAAGUUGUGACCCAGUGGGGCUGCCAUACAUGUAGUUGCUGUCGUUGCUGUAACGUAGGCGGCUCACACUUGCUGUCGUCUGCACCGACCACACAGACAUUGCUCCCAUCGUCGGCGGUGCGAGUUGCAGCUGUACAUCGCGUUGCUGAGGUCGAAGGUCGUCAGACGUACGUACACCAAGAGUCAUGGGCAAGAAAGUACUGAUGGUCCUGACCAGCCAUUCGGUGCUGGGCAACACCGGUAAACCCACGGGCUGGUACCUACCCGAGGUAGCUCACCCGUACCACGAAUUCAAGAAAAAUGGAAUUUCCGUCACCUUUCUGAGCCCGGCUGGCGGCAAGGCACCCGUGGACCCCGCCAGCCUGGUGGCCUUCAAAGACGAUGCCAUCUGUCAGGAGUUCCUGGCAGACAAGGAGGUCCAGAAGCAGCUUGAAAACACGGUGACAGCAGACCAGGUGUCGGCCAGUGACUUUAACGCAGUCUUCUACGCCGGGGGCCACGGACCGAUGUUCGACAUCCCUGACAAAGCCAUCGCCAAGCUGGCCACCCAGGUGUACGAGAAGGGAGGAGUUUUGUCUGCUGUGUGUCAUGGAACUGUUGGUUUGGUGCCAGUAAAACUGUCCAAUGGCAAGAGCGUGUUGGAGGGUCAGACAGUGACGUCAUUCACUAACAGCGAGGAGGACGCGGUCGACCUGUCCAAGGCCAUGCCCUUCAUGCUGGAGACGCGCCUCAAGGAGCUAGGGGCAAAGUUCAAGGCCGCUGACAACUUUCAAAAGAAUGUGGUGGUAAGCGGACGCAUCGUGACUGGACAGAACCCGGCAUCAGCCACGGCUACUGGCGAAGCUGUCGUCCAGGUGCUGAGCAAGUCGUAACCCUGACCUUUGCCCCUUCUUGGGUUCAGCAGCCAGCGAGAACUGCACGUGCUACCCAUAGAUGGCAACACUCGUCUGCUACAGCUAUGGACAUAGAACAAAUGUUAGCGUGGAAGAAUAUUAGUAUUUCUUCGUUC